AUGCGCCCCAUCCCUGAGCCGGACUACCUCGGACCUCUGCCCCCUGCAGCCCCCAGCCCUGACCCCUCACCCGCUCUGACCUCUGCCCCCAGCCAUGCCCCUCUGACCUCUGCCCUCUGCCCCGCAGCCCCCAGCCCCGCAGCGGCCGCCCCCCGGCAGGGGCCCUGGUGCAGCGUGGCCUACUGGGAGCACCGCACGCGCGUCGGCCGGCUGUUCGCGGUGCGGGAGGCGGCGCUGAGCAUCUUCUACGACCUACCUCAGGGCAGCGGGCUGUGCCUGGGCCAGCUCGGACCCGGGGCCGCGGCCCGCAGCGAGGCGGUGCGCCGCACGCGCGCCAAGAUCGGGCUGGGCAUCGUGCUGAGCCGCGAGCCCGACGGCGUGUGGGCCUACAACCGCGCCGAGCACCCCAUCUUCGUGGCCUCGCCCACGCUGCGCCCCCCGGCCGUGCGCAAGGUGCCCCCCGGGUACUCGCUCAAGGUCUUCGACUUCCAGCGCGCCCCGCCGCCCCCCCGCGCCCACGACGGGCCCUCGGACCCGCGCAGCGUCCGCAUCAGCUUCGCCAAGGGCUGGGGGCCCAGCUACUCCCGCCAGGUCAUCACCGCCUGCCCCUGCUGGCUCGAGGUGCUGCUGCACGGGCACAGGUAGCGGGGAGCUCGGGGGACAUGGGCACAGCCCCCUGGGGCCCCCAGAGCGCAGGGCCCGGCGACACCCUCUGCACCCGGUGCGCCCCCAUGCGCAGGGCCGGGGACACCCUCUGCACCUGGUGCGCCCCCAUGCGCAGGGCCGGCGACACCCUCUCCAUCCGGUGCGCCCCCAUGCGCAGGGCCGGCGACACCCUCUCCAUCCGGUGCGCCCCAGAGCGCAGGGCCGGGGACACCCUCUCCAUCCGGUGCGCCCCCAUGCGCAGGGCCGGGGACACCCUCUCCAUCUGGUGCGCCCCCAUGCGCAGGGCCGGGGACACCCUCUCCAUCCGGUGCGCCCCCAUGCGCAGGGCCGGGGACACCCUCUCCAUCCGGUGCGCCCCCAUGCGCAGGGCCGGCGACACCCUCUGCACCCGGUGCGCCCCAGAGCGCAGGGCCGGGGACACCCUCUCCAUCCGGUGCGCCCCCAUGCGCAGGGCCGGCGACACCCUCUGCACCCGGUGCGCCCCAGAGCGCAGGAGCAGGUGCGCCCCAAAGCGCAGGGACGGGAAGUCAGUCUCCUCUCCGUCCGGCGCACCCCGAUGCAGCAGGGACCAGGAGUCCCCUCUCCACCCUCCGAUGCGCAGGAACCGGCUGCACCUUCUCCAUCUGGCGGCGCGCCCCAGUGCACGGGACUGGCGAAACCCCUCUCCAUCAGGCGUGCCCCAGAGCGCAGGAGCAAUUGUGCCCUAGUGCGCCGGGAACGGGGGUUCCUCUCUCCACCUGGUGCUCCCCAAUGCACCGAGGGGCAGGUGCACAAGCCCGAGAAGGUGGAUCCUCCUCCCCAUCCAAUCGCGCCCCACAAUGCGCAGGAACUGGCGACCCCCCUCUGUUAGGUGCAACCUCCGGGGGCCAGGGACCUCCGGCAGCCCCGCCCAUCACUGCCCCCCCAUAAACCAGCGCCCUGCCCCCCACCACGGACAAACCCCCUCCCGAUAUCAUCUACCUAGAUUUAAUAUAAAGUUUUAUAUAUUAUAUGGAAUUAUAUAUUAUACUUGUAAUUAUGGAGUCCUUUUUACAAUGUCCUUAUUUAUGUAUAGGCGAGCCCGGGACGGACGCACCGGCUUCUGAUUCUUUCAAUACAGAUAUAUUUUCUUUCUCGC
This is a messenger RNA of Erinaceus europaeus (western European hedgehog), 1783 nucleotides long. Its product is annotated as mothers against decapentaplegic homolog 6-like. Gene Ontology annotation, cellular component: heteromeric SMAD protein complex. The transcript is spliced from 2 exons. Gene Ontology annotation, molecular function: transcription regulator inhibitor activity; I-SMAD binding. Lineage: Eukaryota; Metazoa; Chordata; Mammalia; Eulipotyphla; Erinaceidae. The record is from RefSeq and is a predicted model, not a curated record. Gene Ontology annotation, biological process: cell differentiation; BMP signaling pathway; SMAD protein signal transduction. The coding region runs from base 1 to 645 and encodes 214 amino acids.